Molecule: messenger RNA, 2024 nt
Organism: Sitodiplosis mosellana (orange wheat blossom midge)
Lineage: Eukaryota; Metazoa; Arthropoda; Insecta; Diptera; Cecidomyiidae
Product: UPF0585 protein CG18661
Exons: 3
Coding region: 197-889 (230 amino acids)
Source: RefSeq, a predicted model, not a curated record
UACGGUUGCCUCAUCUUCCUUUUGUAUCCAUUUCCACUUAAUUGAAUCUGACGAGCGAAAAAGCUUUUAUCUCUCAUACCACACGUUCACGUUCGUCAUUUCCCCUCAUUUUUGGUGUUUGGCACAACACACAUUGACAGGUCUCCAUACGCAAUAAAAACAGUCAAGCGAGCGGUUUCGAUAGCAAAACAACAACAUGAUUGGCAAGCAAGCAGCAGUACGUUUAAAGAAUUCUUCGGCUGAUCGGAAUUGUCAUCCGAUUCUAGAUUGUUUGCACAUUGUUUUGGAUAAAAAUCAAUACGGUUUGAGAUUAUUGGAAAUUGCAUCAGGCACUGGACAGCAUGUGGGAUAUUUUGCACCUGCAUUCCCAAAUAUUGCAUUCUAUCCAAGCGAAUAUGAAACAUCGAUGUUUGGCAGCAUUCGUUCAUACACCGAAUCGUUGUCAAAUGUUGCUCUCCCAAUGACGAUCGAUGUCAGACAACCGUUUGGCACCAAGUGGAAUUGGCAUGUGGCAAAUUUGCAACCAACCAAAGUGGCUGGCACAUUUGAUUACAUGCUCAACAUAAAUAUGAUUCACAUUACGCCUUGGAGCUGCACCGAAGGUCUAUUUAAAAAUGCAUCUGGCCUCCUGAAACCCAAUGGUAUCUUGAUCACAUACGGCCCAUAUGCAUCGAAUGGUGUUCUUAUACCCGAAAGUAAUGUGAAUUUUGAUCAAUAUCUACGCUCAACCAACACGGAUUGGGGCGUUCGAGAUUUACGAGAUCUGCAACAAUUGGCACUCACCUACAGCAUUUGUUUGGAGAAAAUCUUCGAUAUGCCAGCCAACAAUAAAGUUUGUAUUUGGCGCAAAAGUUCACAGCAAACAAACAACGCACACACCACAAAAUAAAACAACAAAAAACAAGUGGAAAAAAAAACAUGAACAAAUCCAUCAAAAUGAAUACAAUCAAAGCAAUAAUGAUUUUAAACAAACAAAAAAACAAAAAAAAAACGUAAGUUUCUGUGUUCACCAAGUGAAUGUUAAUAUUUUAAUGGGAUACGUACGUUUAUUUAUUGUUAGAAAACCCCUUAUCCAGAGAAGAACAGAAAACAAAUACGUGUCCAAUUGAAAUGAAACAAAAAUUUUUAAACUGAAAACGAAAAUAAACAACAAAAAUUUUAUCAAUGAAUUUUACAACGAAAAUUUACCGCACAUUCAAAACGUGCUAUGUAUUAUGUAUGUUUGCGAUGCCAAGUUUAUUUUUUGUCUUCUCUUUUUUUUAUUGUUGUACUUACCCACACUUAUAUAAGAUUACCAGCGAAUUUUAGUGUAACAAAAUAUUUUAAUUGCAAACAAGGGAAAGAACAACAACCAAUGGCACUUGUUAACAAAUUGAAAUUGAUUCGACUGAUGAAAAAAAUGAACGCCGAAAUGGAAAUGAAAAUUUUAUUGUUGAUAACCACCUUAUAGAUGACCUGAAAAAGAAUUGAAUAUUGUUAGAAGUUUUAUUGAAAUCAUAUGCUAUGGAAAUGAAAAUGCCAAUCGAAUUUUAUACUGUUAAUUUGUAUCUCUGUAGCUUUUUUGCAUUUUAUUGAUUGAUUCUUUUGUUCUCUCUGUCUGUGUCUUGUUUGCAAUUUUGCUGACAUUUUGAUCGUAUCAUGUUUUCUUCUUUUUUUCUCAAUUUUUAUCCGAAUCUCGUUUUUUCUCCAUAUUUAUUCUGAUUAUUUUAUAUUUUAAGGAAAUUUCGCUUCUGUUUGUUUUUUUUUAUCCCUGCUGGAUAAUGCAUUGCAUUUAAUUCGACUCCUUCAUCACCAUCAUUUUGUUUCUUUCUUCGUUUUUUCUGUGUGUUUUGUUCAAUGCAUUUUUUUUUCUAUGAAUAUAUAAUUUUUAGAUAUUAUAUAUGAAGACAUAUAAACAUUACUCGGUUAUACGUAAUAUAAGAGAAAAAUUGUUUGUUGAAUUUUAAGUUCCUUUCCCAAUUGUCAAUUGUAAACAUUGGUUAAUGUGGUCAUCGAUAAUAAAUAGCAUUUUAUGACCAAUAAAA